AUGAAAAAGAUUCUUGAUGCUCUGCUUGGUAGAACCUUCAAGGCCUCCAAGUUUCUGCAUGUGGGGAGUCUGGCUAUGACGUGCAUCGCCUCGAAGAAAGACCAGCACCAAGCCCAGUGCUCCCAAGCCCAGUCCGCUGUCGUUCUGCUCCUUAAGCAUGGUUACCAUAACCGUGCUCUCCUUCGAGUUGAGCGUAUAAUCAACGAACUAAGGAUGUUGGAUGCACUCAAUAUGAUAGAGGGCUAUCUCAAUCUUCUGAUUGAAAGGGUAAACCUCAUAGAAAAAGAAAGGGAGUUUGCUACUUGUGCUAUUGAAUUACGCUUGAACUGCAGAGUAAAUCCUAAGAUGAUACUACUACUAUCAACCAGGCAGCCAAUCUUGAAAUGCAGAAUGAAACUGCUCAACGACAUUGCAUCUGACAACAACAUAGCUCUGCAACUUGAGAACGCUGUUUCUAUUUCGACUGAGGAAAAUCUGGAUGUGAACAAGAAGCAAAACCAGCCUGGGGAUAGUUGGGGAAUUGUGCGUGAAAAGAUCAAGAACGAUGAUAUGUUCACAAGAAAAUCUAGGGAUGUAACUCACGCACCUGAAGUUGCAUUUGAGCCAGCUACUUGUGCACAUCUUACAAACAUAAGGGAAAGACCAAUAUCUGUCGGGACUAGACAAGUUGGUGUCCAGUGA
Corylus avellana is the source of this 681-nucleotide messenger RNA. The record is from RefSeq and is a predicted model, not a curated record. NCBI's taxonomy places the organism in Eukaryota, Viridiplantae, Streptophyta, Magnoliopsida, Fagales, Betulaceae.